UUCUCGCUUAUUAAAAUCAUUAAGUGAACUUUGAAUUACACUGAAAGUGAGUAUAUUUGUAUUCACAAUGGCUACGAAUGAAACAAUGUCGUUCAAAACUCUAUUAAAUAUACAACGCGACACAUUCGGACUCAUUGAUCGUACUAUUUCCAACUUUAAUAAAAUUGGAAAGGAUAAUGUGACAGCUGCUAAGGUUCAAAGCAGAACUGAUAUACUAAAAGAACGCUGGGAUCUCGCUAGCAAGUAUCAUAAUCAGAUUAACGCCGUUGCCACCAAUGCUGAAAGAAAAAAAGAAGAAUACUUCAUGGAAGGAGAGUAUAGUAAUGCUUCUGAUAAUUAUGAAGAAGCCAUGGACUUUCUUAGCGAAUGGAAAGCGAAAUUCGCUCCAGUUUUUCAAGCAGGGCCUAUUGUUCCGUCUGAGUCGAGUCCCGGCAGUACAGUCUUCUACAAGCUACAGUACUACAGGGAUGGAUGGAUGCGAACCAUGGACGCAAGCAGUAGCAGAUGCAAUUAG
Molecule: messenger RNA, 514 nt
Organism: Belonocnema kinseyi
Lineage: Eukaryota; Metazoa; Arthropoda; Insecta; Hymenoptera; Cynipidae
Exons: 2
Coding region: 68-514 (148 amino acids)
Source: RefSeq, a predicted model, not a curated record